AUGUCGGUGACGCUACACACUACCCACGGGGACCUCAAAGUCGAGGUGUUCUGUGAAAGCGUCCCCAAAACUGCAGAGAACUUUCUCGCCCUCUGCGCAUCCUCCUACUACGACGCCUCGCCCUUCCACCGCCUCAUCCCCUCCUUCAUGGCCCAGACCGGCGCCCCCGCCAACCCAAACCCCCCCGACAACCCCAAGGGCGGGCGCUCCAUCUACGGGCCCACGUUCGAGGACGAGAUCCGGCCGGGCCUGCGGCACCACGAGCGCGGGGUGCUCAGCAUGGCCAACAAGGGCGCCAACACCAACGGCAGCCAGUUCUUUGUGACCUUCGCGGCGGCGCCCCACCUCGACGGCAUCAACACCGUGUUUGGCAAGCUGCUGGGCGAUGAGAGCCUCGCGACCCUGGCGCGCAUCGAGGCUGUGGAGGUCGACAAGAAGAAUAGGCCGCUCGAGCCCGUGCGCAUCGAGAGGGUGACGGUGCACGCUAAUCCGUUGGCGGCGUGA
Molecule: messenger RNA, 504 nt
Organism: Chaetomium globosum CBS 148.51
Lineage: Eukaryota; Fungi; Ascomycota; Sordariomycetes; Sordariales; Chaetomiaceae
Exons: 2
Coding region: 1-504 (167 amino acids)
Biological process (GO): protein peptidyl-prolyl isomerization; protein folding
Cellular component (GO): catalytic step 2 spliceosome
Molecular function (GO): peptidyl-prolyl cis-trans isomerase activity
Source: RefSeq, a predicted model, not a curated record